This is a messenger RNA of Passer montanus (Eurasian tree sparrow), 1148 nucleotides long. RefSeq names its product G protein subunit gamma 4 (gene GNG4). The record is from RefSeq and is a predicted model, not a curated record. Lineage: Eukaryota; Metazoa; Chordata; Aves; Passeriformes; Passeridae. Gene Ontology annotation, cellular component: heterotrimeric G-protein complex. Bases 276 to 500 code for a protein of 74 amino acids. Gene Ontology annotation, molecular function: G-protein beta-subunit binding. The transcript is spliced from 3 exons. Gene Ontology annotation, biological process: G protein-coupled receptor signaling pathway.
CGGGAGAAGGUGCCGGGAGGGGCGCCCAGCGCAGGGCGGGCCGGGGUUUCGCGCGGGGCUUUCUCCGGCCGGCGGCCGGCGCUGGUGUCCCGGGAAUCCCUUGGCCGGGCCCGGCGUCCCGCUGGUCCCGUGGGCUGCUGCGGGUGGGCAGGGGCCGGCGGCGGCCGCGCGAGCCGGAGUUUCCCGGUUAUCCGCAGGAGUCGGCGCCGGGCUCUGGGCUCGGCAGCGGCGGGGAGCGUCCUUCUCCGGAGAGCCCCGAGCCCAGGAAAAACAAAAUGAAGGAACUAGUGUCAAACAGUACAACCAGUAUUUCUCAAGCCAGGAAAGCUGUGGAGCAAUUAAAAAUGGAAGCAUACAUGGAUAGAAUAAAGGUAUCCAAGGCUGCAGCAGAUUUAUUGGCAUAUUGUGAUGCACACAUUGGAGAAGAUCCCCUUAUUAUUCCUGUACCUGCAUCUGAAAAUCCCUUUAGGGAGAAGAAACUCUUUUGUACUAUCCUUUGAGUCAGUUUUCAAUUAAAAAUGUCAUCUGCUAAAACUUGGUAUCAGUGUUGCAUGCUUUUAACAUUUUUUUCUUCAGAUGUCAACACUUACCCCAUACCUACAAUAUUUUUGGAAGGUAGUGCAAUUUUGGCUAAAAAAAACCCCUAAAAUUAAAAAAAAAAUUAAGAAAAGAAAAAAUUCAAGGUAAUGCUUAUCUUUCAGAGCAAUGUACAAGUUUGAUUUCAGUACUUCAUAAAUAUUCUUUUGGUCUUAGUAAAAAUACCAAGUACAGUAUCAAAUUGUAGAUAUCUUUGCCAGUAAUAGAUUUUUCUGGGAUCCAAAUGAGUCAUAUCAAUUCUUGAAGCUAUUUUUAACAUUCUUAUUUUCCUUGGAAGGUGAAUUCAAUUCAAUUGCCUUUACAAAAUCUCUAUCUAAAGAGAGUAGCAUGACCUUUUCCUCAAGUAGCACUAUUUAGGAAAAAGUCCCAGUAAUUUACAUUGUUUAGAGUGAUUGGUCUUAUAAAGUAAGUGGUGUCUAUAAAUAUGUUUUCUGAAGACUGUAAAAAACUUGACUACAAAAACAAUCCUAGUAAAUUGCCAUUGUAGCUACGAGCAGAAUGAAGAUGUAAAGUCACACAUCAGGAUUGCAUCAAUAAAAACGUAGAAAAAU